AUUGUUUAUAUCGCAAAAUGUGAACUAUUACAACCAUAUGAAGUUGAAUAUAUAAGUAUAUCCAUGUUUACCCGCAUAUAUACAGUACACUCACGUAAAGAGGUAUACAUUAUAUAGCAGAACUGCUUAUUUAUAUCGUCACAAAACGAUUUUAUCGCCCAGCUCUCAUCUAAAUAUACGCUAUAUCUAAAUAUAGACUAUAUGGUAGCCCAAAGCCCAUUAUAAAAGUUAACGUGAUUUGAAACAAUGUAUAGGCUAUUUUUAAAAUUGCUAUACAAAUAAAAUUGACUUGGCAACAGACAAUCUACAAAAUAUAACUGAAUUUAAGGAUUACUAUUUAAUUAUCAAACAUUUUUCAGUAGGCCCUAGCUGCUAUAAGGGCUUUUAGACUAAACAAAACCAUUCAAAAUUUCAGGCUUGCUGUUUUACAUUUAUUGCAAAUGAAACGAAAGGCGGUUUUUCUUCAUUAUCACUCCACAGAGGUUCUUUACGUCCCUGUGUUUAAAGGUCUCGGGCCUGUAGGUGAUGAUAAGGAGCGUAAUUCUCCAAGGACACGAAUAACCACUUCACACUUUAUUGCACAACCCUGGAUAUAGCCGUUUGGAAGGACAGAUUUAUUCAGGAAGAUUAAAGCGAUUUUUUUUUAUUUAUUUUUUUGGGAGAUAGAUGUAAAAUAGUCUUGGUCGUGUAAUUAAUAAAUUGAAGUAUUUCUGCUGCCCUCUCUCUAACCCUCUUUCCCCCUCCCUCACCUUCUCCGUAUUGUUGUUGUAAAGCCCCACCGCCGCCAUAGUUAGUAAUGCUGCCAUGGCAACCAGGAAACACUUCAGUGUGUGUAUGCGAAAGGGUGGGAGUCUGGAUGAGGUGUUUGAGUCUCUCACACUCAGGGAUUUACUAUUAGAAAUAAACACUGAAAAAAUCUGCACAACUACUAGUAACAGACCACACUUAGAUGAGUUUUUCUCCAGGUGAUCAGCUUCCUUUGUGUGUGUUAAUGUGGCUAGUUUAGGGUCAUGGCAUCCACUGGUGUCACUAAUCACCUGCCUCCCGUCAAGAGUGUGAAGGUCUACAGAAAUGGAGACCCCUUCUUUUCAGGAAGGAGAUUUGUGGUCAACCAGAGACAAAUCUCCACCAUGGAUGCAUUGCUUAAUGAUAUCACUCUCAGUAUUGGAGCGCCGUUGGCUGUUCGAAAUCUCUAUACGCCACGAUACGGCCACCGGGUCACGGACCUCACUGACCUACAGCAAGGGGCACAGUAUGUGGCUGCAGGGUUUGAGCGUUUUAAGAAACUGGAUUAUCUGAGUGCAGGAUUGAAGAAAGGUCCAAUGUUCAGAGCUGUGGAGCCAACACAGGCUAAAGCACUUGUCAGGCCUAAUGUUUCUGCAAAAUGGAGGAAGGUCAUUACUCUGCCCUGCAUCAUACAUGUAUUUAGGAACGGGGACAUCCUCAGUCCUGCCAUGCGUCUGAUCAUUCCCAGACACAUGCAGAAAAAUCUAGAGCAGAUCCUGAGCCUCAUUUCGGAAAAAGCCAUGCUUCGCACAGGAGCUGUGCGCAGGCUCUGUACUCUGGAGGGCUUCACGGUGACCUCCACAGACGAGCUGGAGUCUGGGCAAUGCUAUGUUGCUGUUGGAACAGAGAGGUUCAAGAAACUCCCAUAUGUGGAGAUACUGCUAAACAAAGCAACAGGCAGCAGCGCGGACAGGCAUUAUGCAGGAGACAGAGGAUUACAGAGAAGAAUUGAGAGUAGAAAGAUUUUUCCCCAGGACAGCCACAGUGACUCCACCCUCCUGAAUUCACCUGAGAGGGAAGGUAGGCGUGUGAAGUCCACAGGAGAUGAGGUGGAGCGAGAGAGCUCCCCUCGGCUGGUUAAGAGGAGAGGAAGGAGAGGAGAAAGAGAAGAGAACUCUGUUUUCUACGCCAGACCUGUGAGAGUUCGCAGACACCCACCCACACACAGACCUCCACCUAAAGCUGCAACAGAUAAACACAGUGUGUUUAAGGCCUCUGAGAGGGAGGAGGUUCGAGGUGCUGAGGAGGUCGCAGAGGAUGAAAACACAGCUGUAGAGCUUCCCAUUGACCAGGUACACCUCUCCCCUUCUUUUGUCCCAUCUUAUCUAGUCUUUUCUAAAAAUGUUACAUUUCAGAGAGAAGCAGAUAUUGUGGAGGAUGAAGAGCUUCCUGAAAGAGAUCAAUUUGACCCAGCCAGUACAAAUCAUAAGCAUUCAGGUGAACUGCACAGUCCAUCAGCUGAUCUCUCUAAUGAGAACAGAGAGAAAGAGUUUGUAGUGUCUGAGAGGGAGACAUGGGACAACACGUCAGCUCUGCAGAGAGAAACACAUCAGUCUCCGCAUGAUUCAAACAAACAUGACAUUGAGUCGGACACACGGCAUUCCAGAUCUUCUCCAUCAUCACCCAGGGUAUCUGAACAUUCUCCACGAAGUGAAGAAACACAGCAAGAGCCAGUCAGUUUAUGAGUUUUAAACCGACUUGGGGAUCCCAUGAGGAACAGACAGACAGGGAUGCUGAGCGCCCUCUCCAGGCUGAAUAUGAUGCAGGAGACAGAGGCACACCUUCCCAAUCCACACACGAGGUCUGAACAUGGAGAUCACUAUGAAAUUGACAUUAUUUUGGUGAAAAAAAUGGCAUUUAAAAUAACGUACCCUGCAAAGUAACAGUGAUUCAUUGAAAAUUUUUUAUUUUUUAUUUCUUCUAACAAAAUAAGACCUCAAUGUAAAAGACAUUUAAAAUAAAGGUAUUUAAAUAAUG
This is a messenger RNA of Ctenopharyngodon idella (grass carp), 2763 nucleotides long. RefSeq names its product doublecortin domain containing 2B (gene dcdc2b). Gene Ontology annotation, biological process: intracellular signal transduction. Gene Ontology annotation, cellular component: microtubule; microtubule organizing center. The coding region runs from base 1011 to 2471 and encodes 486 amino acids. Lineage: Eukaryota; Metazoa; Chordata; Actinopteri; Cypriniformes; Xenocyprididae. The transcript has 14 exons. The record is from RefSeq and is a predicted model, not a curated record.